AUGUCGGAACGCCAAGCAGAGGCCCACCGGCUCCUUUCGGAAUACCCCAAGACGGCAGCGCCGGGUGUGAGCUUGAAGCCGGUGGCGGGACCGGCAUUUCUGCGAAGAAUCCCCAGAAGGUCCUCGCACUCGGUGGCAUUCGUUUCCAUCGCAACAGUGGCACUAUUGUCAUUAUCCCUCUUAUUUAUAACUUGUGCCUCGCCUGCGGCAUGGACCUGGCUGGCCACGACCCUCAAUCCGUCCCUGCACCAUGCCGAGACGGGAGGAGCCGACAGUGGUAACGGCGGCGCUGCCGCCGACCGCUACCUGGUCGGUGUGGGCAAGGCGGAUAUAACCGGGCCAGUGGUCGAAAUAAAUCUCAUGGGGUACGCAGACCCUAAUCAGGUUGGCUCCGGUCUCCGGCAGCGACUGUACAGUCGCGCCUUUAUUGUCGGUGACCUGGCACAUCCGGCCGACCGUUUCGUCUACUUGGUUCUUGACACCCAGUCUGGCGACACGGCAGUCCGCUACGGCAUUAUAUCAGCGUUGCAGUCGCUUGGGCCCGAAUAUGCCCACUAUGGCCACCACAACGUCGCAGUCACGGGCACUCACUCUCAUUCUGGUCCGGGCGGAUGGCUCAACUAUCUCCUGCCACAGAUCACAAGCAAGGGUUUUGAUCACCAAGGCUACCGUGCCAUCGUCGACGGCGCUGUUCUCUCCAUCCGCCGGGCACACGAGAGCUUGACCCCUGGCUAUCUGCAUGUCGGAAAGACCAAGGUCGCCGGCGCCAACAUCAACCGCAGCUUGUUUGCAUACCUGGCCAAUCCCGAGACGGAGAGGAAACGCUACAACGUCAGUUCGGAGGACGACGGCUCCGUAGAAAAGGAGAUGACACUGCUCAAGUUUCAGCGCGCAUCCGACAUGCGUCACAUUGGCAUCCUCACAUGGUUUCCUACGCAUGGCACGUCAAUGCUUGGCAACAACACUUUGAUCACGGGCGACAACAAGGGCGUCGCCGCGUAUCUGUUCGAGAAGAGCAUGCGCUCUGAGAUGUCAGCCGCGCCUGACGUCAACUUUGUGGCUGGUUUCUCGCAGGCCAACGUCGGAGAUACGAGCCCAAAUGUAAAUGGGGCCUGGUGUGAGGAUGGCUCGGGUCAGAUGUGCACCUUCGAAAACAGUACUUGUGCUGACGGCAAGGCACAGGCUUGUCAUGCCAGGGGUCCAUUCUUUGGCAGGGACGACGGCGGCACGGCAUCCUGUUUCGAGAUUGGGAUGCGUCAGUUCAAGCCCGCCCGUGCAUUAUAUGAUAAGCUUCUGCGCAGCGAGGGCACUCGAAUCAGGGGUGGCAUGGUCAAGUCUUUCCACAUCUUCCACGACAUGUCAGGGUUCAAGUUUGCACACCCAAGGAAUAGCUCCAAGAUUAUACGCACCUGUCCCGCAGCGCUCGGGUAUUCGUUCGCAGCUGGGACCUCGGACGGCCCUGGAGUUUUCGACUUCACCCAGCACGAUGGUGACUCGUCCAAUACAAGUCCAGUCUGGCGGGUCGUGUCAAGCAUGCUCAAGAAGCCUUCAGAUGAGCAGAUUGCCUGCCACGCUCCUAAGCCAAUACUUCUGGAUGUCGGCGAGGUGUCUCGUCCAUACCAGUGGACCCCCAAUAUUGUUGACGUCCAGCUGUUUAGGGUCGGCCAGCUAGCUAUCAUCGUCAGUCCCGGUGAGGCCACCACCAUGGCCGGAAGGCGCUGGAAGGAAUCGGUGGAAAGGGCCUUUGUAGGAUUCCUCGACAGUGAAGGAAACGAUGCAGACGGCAACGAAGACAGUGACAACGAACAACUCACCCCUAUAGUGGUUCUCGGUGGGCCUGCUAAUUCAUACACACACUACAUUACGACGGAGGAGGAGUACGGCAUUCAGAGAUACGAGGGCGCCUCCACACUCUAUGGCCCCCACACGCUGGAUGCGUACAUCAAUGUCACAUUGUCGCAUCUGCCUUAUCUCUUCGCUCAUGGAAAGCAUUUGCCGCCGCACCAUGACGAUCCAUCUUCCUUCCCACCAGACAACACCAACAGAUCCUUGUCAUUCAUCACAGGGGUUGUGAGGGAUGGAACUAAACCAUUCAAGUCCUUUGGAGAUGUUUUGAAAGAUGUGUUCAGUGAUCAGGAGGCGGCAAGGCCGAGGCUGCAUUUUCGCCGUGGAGUAGAUACGGUGCGGGCCGUUUUUGUAGGUGCAAACCCACGCAACAACCUCCGACUCGAGGGGACUUUUGCAUCUGUGGAGAAGCUGGAUGUUGCCGGCGGCUCGGUUUGGAAAACGGUACGUAGUGAUGCCGACUGGACUCUUGUGUUCCGAUGGCGAAGGACAAGCGCCGUGCUAGCGACUAGCGAGGUCGAGAUCAGCUGGGAGACGGAGUCUUGGGCGGACCCAGGCAUGUACCGGCUCCGGUAUUUUGGGGACUCCAAAAGCCUUGGGGGUGACAUAAAGCCUUUUGAAGGGACCAGUAGCGUUUUUGUAUUAGUAUGA
Molecule: messenger RNA, 2496 nt
Organism: Pyricularia pennisetigena
Lineage: Eukaryota; Fungi; Ascomycota; Sordariomycetes; Magnaporthales; Pyriculariaceae
Exons: 1
Coding region: 1-2496 (831 amino acids)
Biological process (GO): ceramide catabolic process; sphingosine biosynthetic process; long-chain fatty acid biosynthetic process
Cellular component (GO): extracellular region
Molecular function (GO): N-acylsphingosine amidohydrolase activity
Source: RefSeq, a predicted model, not a curated record